Messenger RNA from Pichia membranifaciens NRRL Y-2026, 918 nucleotides. RefSeq lists its product as hypothetical. Gene Ontology annotation, molecular function: protein serine/threonine kinase activity; ATP binding. The record is from RefSeq and is a predicted model, not a curated record. The transcript has a single exon. NCBI's taxonomy places the organism in Eukaryota, Fungi, Ascomycota, Pichiomycetes, Pichiales, Pichiaceae. Gene Ontology annotation, biological process: protein phosphorylation. The annotation marks the transcript as partial.
AAACCUGUAAUUUCAGACUUUCAGCCAAUAAAGGUAUUGGGAAAAGGGUCUUUUGGGAAAGUGAUUUUGGUUAAGCAUAAGAAGACGGGGAAGUUAUAUGCACAAAAGCAAUUGAAAAAGGUGACGAUGAUUGUUAACACCAAAAAUUACGAAAGAACUUUGACGGAAAGAACAAUUCUUGAAAAAGUAACACAUCCAAAUAUUGUGAAAUUGUAUUAUGCACUCCAAGACUUCGAUAAGGUUUACCUUUUCCUAGAAUACCUUGAAGGUGGAGAGUUAUUUUUCCAUUUAUCACAAGAAAGGAUCAUGAGUGAGAAAGUGGCCUGUUUCUACGCUGCAGAAAUGAUACUAGCCCUAAGGCAUUUGCAUAUAAAUGCUGGUGUAAUAUACAGAGAUUUAAAACCAGAAAACUGUCUUUUGAACAGGUAUGGUCAUUUGGUUCUAACUGAUUUCGGUUUGAGUAAAGUUUCUGGACACAGUAAUUCAAUGGACGGUACAGCCCAAUAUAUUGCACCGGAAGUUAUCAAAGGUGAGACCUAUGACUCUAGAUGUGAUUGGUGGUCCUUAGGAGCCGUUUUAUUUGAUAUGCUGACUGGUCAGCCUCCUUUCACAGGUAACAAUAACAAAAGAAUCAUGGAUAAAGUUCUGACCCAGAAAGUGAGAUAUCCAUUUUAUCUAUCUCAGAUUGCCAAAGAUUUUCUGAACAAAUGUUUGAACAAAAACGUCGAGAAGAGAAUCAAUAUCGACGAUGAUGCUGUCUUUGCAAAGGUCAAAGAGCAUCAGUUCUUCAGAUACAUAAACUGGAAUUCGUUAAGAGACCAGAGCGAUGAUUUAGAGCCGCCUAUAAUACCCAUUGUGUGUGAUCCUGAAAUGGCUGAAAACUUUGACGAUGAGUUUACUUCAUUGGAAAUCACACCU